AUGUCCACUGUAGAAGGGUUAUUUUUAAAUGCUUACCAAGUUGACAGUUUCCCGAAUAAAGUCCUUGCAAUGCUUCGGAAUGGCGUCCGUUACUCGAAUAAGAUUUCGCUUGCCGAAUGUACGGAAGACAAUAACGGUCGGCUACUUUAUCGUGGAGCACUCUAUGUACCGGAUGACAACGAUCUUCGGCUAAGACUCCUAAAGGAACAUCAUGACAAACCAUCGGCAGGCCAUCCAGGCAGAGCAAAGACUUUAGAACUCCUGAAUCGAGAGUACUACUGGCCACAGAUGCGAAAAUAUUUCGACCAGUACGUUAGGAAUUGCAAUGUAUGUACCCGUAGCAAGGCACCACGCAAUGCACCUUAUGGGGUACUUCGACCUAUGCCAAUACCCGAUGGACCAUGGAGGGACGUAUCAAUGGAUUUCGUUACUGAUCUUCCAGAAAGCGAUGGAUAUAAUGCGAUAUUGGUAGUAGUGGAUCGACUAACCAAGAUGCGACAUCUGAUUCCAACCACUAAGGAGGCGGAUUCCAAGGAAGUAGCUAGGCUGUAUAUCGAUAAUGUUUGGAAGCUACAUGGACUACCGGAAACUAUGUCCACAGUCCCCGUUCUUGCCUUAGGUGUACCCUUCGGCCCCAUAGUCCAUAGUCCACGAGCUUCCUACGUCCACGUCUUCGCCUCGGUUGUAUUCCUUGGCUUCAUAGUUCCUACGCCCAUAGUCCCCGUUAUAAGAACACAAUUCGUUGCGGAGUUUUGGAGGUCCCUUUGUGAUCGCCUAGAAAUAUCGCCAAAGUUCUCUACCGCGUUUCACCCCCAAACGGAUGGACAGACAGAAAGGAUUAAUGCUGUAAUGGAACAAUAUCUUCGAAGUUAUGUUUCUUAUCAACAGGACGACUGGGUUCGAUGGUUGCCCAUGGCCGAGUUUGCAACAAAUAACCAUGCUUCGGAAACGACGAGGAUCUCUCCAUUUUACGCUAAUUCAGGGAGGAAUCCAAGAAUGACUUUUGGUCCUCUGGAACAUGGCAAGACGACAGCGGAAGACCAAGCGAAUACCAUUGCACGAGAGAUGAAGGAUAUACUAGACGUUUUACGAGCUGAAUUGUUCCGAGCGCAAAGGAUUCAAGAAGAGUCGGCUAAUAUAAAUCGGACUCCAGCGCCUCACUAUCGUGUAGGGGAUAAAGUUUUCCUAUCGACCCGCCAUGUCCUCACCAAACGACCCUCGAAGAAACUCGAUUGGAAGCGUAUUGGGCCAUAUGUCAUUAAGCGAAUUGUGAAUCCCUAUGCCUAUGAAUUAGAACUUCCCCGUUCUAUGAAGGUCCAUCCUGUGUUUCAUAUUUCGUUACUGUCACCGGAAGCCAUUGAUCCCCUACCGGGUCAGCAACAAUUGCCGCCACCCUCAGUCGAAAUUGAAGGUCAAGAGGAAUGGGAGGUUGAAAACAUUUUGGAUUCCAGAAGCCGUCGGGGAAGGUUUGAAUACUUGGUAAAGUAUAUUGGUUAUGAUGAAGCUUCGUGGCAGCCAUUGUCGGAUGUCGAGCACUCGCCCGAUAUCGUCAAACGAUUCCAUGAACGUUAUCCACGGAAGCCUAAGCCUACCAGGAGGUAG
This is a messenger RNA of Morchella sextelata, 1602 nucleotides long. RefSeq lists its product as uncharacterized. The record is from RefSeq and is a predicted model, not a curated record. Gene Ontology annotation, biological process: DNA integration. The coding region runs from base 1 to 1602 and encodes 533 amino acids. The transcript has 2 exons. Gene Ontology annotation, molecular function: nucleic acid binding. NCBI's taxonomy places the organism in Eukaryota, Fungi, Ascomycota, Pezizomycetes, Pezizales, Morchellaceae.